AUGUCGGUGUUUCCUGCAUUUCCCACAUCGACCGAGCCUCCAGCCCAUGGGCAAGAGCCCGUGCCUCAUUGCGAUCGUAGGCAAUGCGCGGUAGAAAAGGGUUUCGAAGACGUCAUCUACAGCACAACCACAUUAAAAAUUCUGGAGAGCGUCACCACGAUAGCUGUUUUUCUCGUAAGCACCCUUCUACUGCUCGUACUACUCAUUGGAAGACGUCGGUUCACGGUACCGUUCUUCAGAAUCCUUACCGUCCUGGUCACCGUUAUCGUGACCCGUUCUGUGGUCAGUAUUGCAUUUAAGCUAAUCACCCUGUGGACAGGAGUACCGAUUGCCAGCCAGAAUAUCAUCACAUUGGUGGUUGAUAUUUUUAGCAAGAAAAUGAUAAUUCUAUUGAUUUUUCUUCUGGCACUGAAUCGAUUCGCUAUUAUUUUAUAUCCCAUACUGGACAGCCUAUUAUUUGCACGCUUACGCAAGCUAUGCAAGGCUGAAAAGCGCAGCGACGAGUAUCCAACUCUCAGAAGUGAAGAGGUCAAGCUCACGAGAGUCGUCCACGAGCUCUGGCGUGGAGUGCCAAAAUACACGACCGCUAUCGCCUCUAUUGUUUCGCUUGUAUUCGCUUUUGCUUCCGUAUGUUUACAUUUGACGAUCAUUGUGCAUCUGCGAUGCCAACAUCGUGCAACUUCAGUCGACACCGCCAAGGUGCAACAAAGGAUGUUCCGAGAAGUCGCUUUGAUGACCUUGGUGAAC
Molecule: messenger RNA, 747 nt
Organism: Ostertagia ostertagi
Lineage: Eukaryota; Metazoa; Nematoda; Chromadorea; Rhabditida; Trichostrongylidae
Source: the annotation of a GenBank genome assembly